AAGAAGGCGACUUAGAAUCAGAAGAAGGGAAAUUCCCCAGUGAUUAGCAACUUUUAUUUAGGUAGCACCAAUCUUUUCAUCACUUUGAAUCAUUUUUUGCUGAGGUAUUGUUAUGCGCAAAGGCUAUAUUCUUAAGCUGAAUGAUCAACCUUAGGAAAUUUCCAUAAGGUUCUUGGGACAAGUUCUCUUGUGCUUGUUAGAUCCAUCCGGGCAUUGGUUUAUUCAUUUACAUUCAUCUUUCUGGCAGAACACCUUGCUGCUCUUUCAAUUUUUUGGUGGUUGAAUGCCCAUUGUUAUGAGAUUCAUGAAUGCUCUCAUAAUUUUAAGAUGCGAGCUCCUGUAAAGAAGUUGAUUGGAUACAAGUCCAGAAAUUAUUUUGCUAAUGAGGAGAAUUCUAAAACCGUUUCCAUGCCACUGAACCAGAAAGGUUUUAAGGUUGCCAACAACAAAAGAUACUAUCUGACACCAGGAUUCCGGAAGAAAAGGGCAUGUAAGAGGAAGAAUAAUUUAAAUGGCAAGCCAAUUGAAACUCCACAGAAGAAGUCUGACUUUAAUAUAGAUAAGCGUAUUGGUUCUUUUAAACUAACAGGAAAAAGAACCUGUUUUUCUGUGGGAAAGAACUCAAAAAAUUUGGCUAGAAGUUCUGAAAAGAAAUCUGCCAGAAGGAGAAGGCUUAAGGGAAGGAAAAAGAUUAUUGUGCAGGAUGAAGUCUCUCGCAUGCAAAGAAGAGCAAGCUACCUUUUAAUUAAGAUGAAGCUGGAGCAGACUCUUAUCGAUGCUUAUUCUGGAGAUGGAUGGAAAGGACAUAGCCGAGAAAAAAUUAAGCCUGAAAAGGAGUUGCAGAGAGCUCAAAGACAAAUAUUGAAAUGUAAACUUGGUAUCCGGGAUUCAAUCCAUCAGUUGGAUUUACUUGGCUCGGAAGGAAGAAUUGAAGACUCUGUUAUGAAUCCAGAUGGAUCUGUUUUUCAUGAACAUAUCUUCUGUGCAAAAUGCAAAUCACGUGAAGCCUUUCCUGAUAACGAUAUCAUACUUUGUGAUGGGAAUUGCAAUUGUGGCUUCCAUCAGAAGUGUCUAGAGCCUCCAUUACAGAAAAGUAUGUGCCAGUUUUUGCAUUUUUUGGAAACCGUUCACUGUAAUGUGAGCUUCCUUUUCAGAAUGCUAUAUACCAUAACUUCAGUUCCUCCUGGAGAUCAAGGAUGGCUUUGCAAGAUUUGCAAUUGCAAGAUGGAAAUUCUAGAAACCAUAAACGCACACUUAAGUACCUGCUUCACUGUGAAUAGUAGCUGGGAGGAUAUAUUUAAGGAAGCAGUUGUUGGUCCUGAUGCUGAAGGAGCGUGCUCUAAUCUUGUUGAGGAUUGGCCAUCAGAUGAUUCCGAGGAUGAAGAUUAUUCUCCAGACAACAACACAGCCGAAUUUGAGGAGAAUAUCUCGGAUGAUGCAUGCAGCUCAGUUAACUCCAUUUUCUCUUCUGAUGCAUCACUGAACUUUGUCAACUGCUUGGGUUCUGAUGAAUCAGGUGAUGAGAUCACAAACUACCGCAGACAACGACGAGAUGUUGACUAUAGGAAACUUUAUGAUGAAAUGUUUGGGAAGGAGCCAAAUGACGGUACCGAGCAAAGUGAAGAUGAAGACUGGGGCCCUUAUAGGAAGAAGAAGGCAAGGAUUGCAUCUGAUGUAGGCAUUACCUCUACAGAUGGCGAGAACAAGGACAGCAAUGAGAAAAUAGCAUUGGGAGAUGCGAUUUCAUGUAAUAAAAGAUCCAUUUUCAGGAUCCCACCUGAUGCUAUUGAGAAGCUUCGACAAAUUUUUGAUGAAAAUGAACUUCCUUCCAGGACUGUCAAGGAGAAUCUUUCAAAGCAAUUGGACAUUUCAGUUGAGAAGGUUGACAAAUGGUUUAAAAAUGCAAGAUAUGCUGCCAUUAAGAUCAGAAAGGAAGAAGCUUCAAAUCAACUUUACCAUAGAUCUGAUGUACCAAUGGUAGAUGAAGGGCAUAGACGCAGAUCUGAUACAGCUGUCUCAUUGGACAGCUCUUGCUUGCUUCCUUUGGCAUCCAUCUUCCACUUACCUCAACAUAAGAAGAAGAUCCAUAGGAGAGAAAAUUUGACAUCUGCAGCAUUCCCUGCAAAGAAACAGAAAGGAGCAGCAACGACGGUACAUUCCAGUGCAAUUCAGGCACGAACGCAAUCAAGAAAUGCAGUGUGGCUUAAGAAGCAUACGAUAACUAGAGACAGGGAUCUUACCCCCAAGAAGAUUACCGCUAUUGUGCCUGAAGCAGAUAAAACCUAUAUAAAUGAGAUGCAGAUGCUUUGGGUCCUUGAAAGGAGGCUUCAUCAACUGAAGCAGCAAUUGCUGGCUUGCAAAGAUUAUAAUGAAGUGCAGGCGAAAAAGCUUUCUGGAGAAGAGGCUGUAAUCUAUGUUCCAGUUGCAGAGGUAAAAGAGAAGGUAUCAUGACUUGAAAAUUUUUUUUCAGAACUUAAUAUAUAAGUAUCCGGCUUUACUUAAGGAGCUUCUUCAUAACAUGCUUGGUGCUCCUAUAUAUAUUAAAACAAAAAAAAAAGCAUCAGGAGUUGUACAGUUCUCAUGUUUUUUGCUCUAUUCUGAAACAAAACCUGGGCACGGCAAAUAUUAUACUUAACUGUAUAUUUACCAGAGAGAAAUUCUCAUUUAGGGAUGAUUUUUUGGAGUUGUUUUCGCUUAGAUUUCCAUUGGAAACUUCAA
Messenger RNA from Dendrobium catenatum, 2718 nucleotides. RefSeq names its product pathogenesis-related homeodomain protein. The transcript has 13 exons. Gene Ontology annotation, cellular component: nucleus. NCBI's taxonomy places the organism in Eukaryota, Viridiplantae, Streptophyta, Magnoliopsida, Asparagales, Orchidaceae. The coding region runs from base 328 to 2451 and encodes 707 amino acids. Gene Ontology annotation, biological process: chromatin organization; regulation of DNA-templated transcription. The record is from RefSeq and is a predicted model, not a curated record. Gene Ontology annotation, molecular function: chromatin binding; DNA binding.